AUGGUUACCAUAUUAUUAAGAGCGUCAACGAUUUUCUUCGCUUUUUACGCGUGGUUUAAGUAUAAAUUUUCUUAUUGGGCAAGAAGAGGUGUAAAAGGACCAAGGCCCACUUUUCCAUUCGGGAAUAUGCGCGAUGUUAUAUUUCGAAGGAAGCAAUUAUUUCAACCCUACUGUGACAGCUAUAACACAUACAAACACCUACCUUACGUUGGACUAUACUCUUUCAGUAUACCAGUGUUGUGCAUCAAUGAUCCUGAUUUAGCAAAACAUAUCCUAAUUAAGGAUUUCGACUAUUUUCAAUCUCAUGGAAUAUUUACAAGCUCAGUUGGAGAUCCUUUUGGAGGCCAUAUUUUUAAUAUACACGGCGACAAGUGGAAAUCCCAUCGAGCGAAACUAUCGCCAGCUUUCACAUUGGGAAAACUGAAGUCGUUUUUCCCGUUUGUAGAUAAAAUAUCUAAUGAAGGAUUGCAGUAUGCCGAUAUGAUGCAUGAGAAAGGGGAAGCAAUCAACUUUUCAGAUUUCUACUUAACAUAUGCGAUGGAAAAUAUUAGCAGCAUUGGUUUUGGUGUUAAUAACAACGGUUUUAAAUCAAACACGGAAUUUCAUAAGCGCGGUCGUCAGUUCUUUGAAUAUACUUCUAUUUAUUGGUAAGUGAAAUGAUUUAUUAUUGUAAUGUGACUUUUAUGUCAUACAAAAAGUUCCCUUGGCAGUUGCGGGUUACUCGAUUCUGAGGAAGUUGAAUGGAUCUGGUAAUCGCUGUGCCUUCUUAAGUCUCAUGUUAUUUUGACACGUGUAUAUCCU
Pieris napi is the source of this 801-nucleotide messenger RNA. RefSeq names its product cytochrome P450 6k1-like. NCBI's taxonomy places the organism in Eukaryota, Metazoa, Arthropoda, Insecta, Lepidoptera, Pieridae. The transcript has a single exon. Gene Ontology annotation, molecular function: oxidoreductase activity, acting on paired donors, with incorporation or reduction of molecular oxygen; iron ion binding; monooxygenase activity. Bases 1 to 651 code for a protein of 216 amino acids. The record is from RefSeq and is a predicted model, not a curated record.